Coturnix japonica (Japanese quail) is the source of this 6410-nucleotide messenger RNA. RefSeq names its product ring finger protein 43 (gene RNF43). The record is from RefSeq and is a predicted model, not a curated record. Lineage: Eukaryota; Metazoa; Chordata; Aves; Galliformes; Phasianidae.
CAGCUCCGACGGCCGCCGCGUUCCUCCGCCCUCCGCUCCCGCAGCCGCUGCCCCGCCGAGCUCCCCGCGGGAUCCUUCUCCUCCCGACGAUGCCCGGCCGGUCUCCGCUCCGGACCGCGGCCGACGCUCCGAUCCGCUCCGAUCCCCGCUCGUAGCUCCGCGGUUCGGGACUCUCCCUCUGCAAAGCUCCGCCGUCGCUCCGUCCCGGCGCUGCCCGCACUCGCUCCGCUCCGCCCCGCAGCCGCCCCGCGCCGCCCCGUCGUGCAAAGAUCCGCGCUUUAAACGCCGCUCCGUGGGGAAGGAAGGGAAGAUCGCGAGCACGAGGCACACGCUGCGGGCGCUUCACCCGCUGGGAGUAACUGUGUUGGGGUCUGGGGAUCCCCGUGCGGUGCAGCAGCGUUGCGUUGCGUUGCGUUGCGUUGCGUUGCGUUGCGUUGUGUUGCGUUGCGUUGCGCUGCUCCGUGCAGUUCGGCGCAUUGUAACACGGCGCUGCCCGGCAGCUUUGCAGAUGAUUCUUUAUUUUUCGGUCCCUUCUGAGCUCGCUCCCUCCCGUCCCGACUCGCCCCGUGUCGGUCCUCCAGGUGCGGGGGCCGCGUCUCCGUGAUCCCGGUGCGGACCAUGGGAUUUGCCGCUGUUCCGCGCGGCGCCUUCGAUCGGGACCGUGUUGGACGCGCCGCUCCCGGAACUCGCGGCGUGAGAGCAGCAGCCGGACACGCCGCGGCGCCGCGCUCCGAACCUGCCCCGCUCGGUGCUUAAAGGGCUGCCGGAGUCCGGGCCCUUUGCGGCCGUUUCCCGUGGGCUGAAGCUCGGAGCUUCGUGCUCUGACCGUCCCGGAGCCGCGGCAGGAGCUGGACUGAGCCGGGAGCGCGGGGGGAAGAGCCCGAACCGCCCUGAAUGAAGCAUUUGUGGUGCGCCGAGGAUGGAUGGGAUCAGCCCGGGUUGCACCGGGACGGCGCAGUAGCGAACUUUGCUUCCUGCCGCAGACUCCAGCAGCUGCCCCGGCCCGGGGCUCAGGGACGAUCGCGCUGAUCACAGACGGCGAUCGGUGCGCGGGGCUCCCGCACGUGCCGGGAGGUGCCGGCGUGACCCGGAGAUGGGCGCGUUGGGCCCAGCGGGACCGACACGGGAACCACGGGGACACGGCGCCCACGCAGAGCGGGGCUGAGCUCCGGGACCCCCCUGCACCUGAAGUUUCCCCUGCUCGCCACCUGCUCGGCCUCUGCCGCCGCUCUGCCCGGAUUUACCUGCCGCAGGAUUGACUGGAAACUUGGGAUUCUUAUUCAGAAACUUUGGAUUAUUUUAUUAUUAUUUUAUAUCCACGCACGUACGUUUAUGUUUGUUCAAACUAUGCUGCCGAGCUCCCAGCGGCCUCCGAGCACGUGGCACCGAGGAAGAGAAGCGGCGAUGUGUCGGAGCCGGGCGGUGCAGUGAACGCUCGGCUGCAACUUCCCCCCUCGUGCCCCCCGCACCCCCCGGACCCCGCGGCUGGGAGCAGGGCCGAGGGCGCAGCGCGUCCCCAGCGGUAUGAGUGACCCGGGCACGCGGCCGCAGCUGGGAGCAUGAGCGCUGGCCCCCAGCUGCAGCUGCUGGUCCUCUGGCCUUGGCUGCUCAUGGCUUCUCUGCAGGCGGGGCUCGGCCGCACCGGGCCGGCGCUGGCGGCGGCCGUGGAGUCGGAGCGGGCGGCGGUGCAGAAAGCCAUUAUCAGGGUGAUCCCGCUGAAGGUGGAGCCCAUCGUGCUGGAGGGGGAGUUCGCCAGCGUGGCCGAGGUCACUCCCGCCGAGGGAAAGCUGCUCCAGUCCCACCCGCUGUCCCUGUGCAACACCAGUGAGGAUGAACACACGGAGUCGGGAUUCAUCACCAUUGUGAAGCUCGAGCAGCCGGAUCGCGAUCCCAACCCGUGCCUGUCGCUGGCUAACAAGGCAAAGCUGGCAGGGGAGCGUGGAGCUCGUGCAAUCCUUUUUGACAUCACCGAUGAUGAAAGUGCUGCCGAUCAGCUGAGAAAGCCCAGAGGUCUGAGUCAGCCCGUGGUGCUGAUCAGGGGCCACGACGCUGAGCUGCUCAUGGGUGUGGUGAACAAGAACAGAGAGGCCCACGUGAAGAUAGAGGUCAAGGAGCCACCGGCUUGGCCCGACUACGACGUGUGGAUCCUUCUCACCGUGGUCAGCACCGUUGUCGUCAUCAUUCUGAUUUUUGUCGUCCGCACAAAGUGCCAACUGAACAGGACACAGGACUCGGUGCAGCAGCAGACCAUGCAGGCCAUCGGGCAGCUGGCCACGCGCAAGUACCAGGCCAGGUGCCGGCAGGCGUCACGGUGGGACUCAGCCAGCAGCUGCAGCUCAGCCCCGGUCUGUGCUAUUUGCCUGGAGGAGUUCACUGAAGGCCAGGAACUGCGGAUCAUCUCGUGCUCCCACGAGUUUCACCGGGAGUGUGUUGACCCCUGGCUGCAGCAACACCACACGUGUCCACUUUGUAUGUUCAACAUUCUCGCCCGAGACUCAGUGGACCAGGCCGCAGUGGCAGGCUCCAGGUUGGCUCCCCGGGACAUGGAGCCCGGACGGCGACUGCACCUUUUCCGCCAGCACCCAGGACAUUCCCUUUACCACCUUCCACAUCCCUACCCUCAGAGGAACCUCAGGAGCUUCCCCUCAGAGCCAACCCACAGCAACCCCUUCUUCCACUCUCCGGAGCUCUCCCAGCUGGAUUUUGGCACUAUCCACUACAUGCCAUACAGGACAGCCAGCUCCUUGCCCGCCUGUGCACACACGUCCCCCCUGGCUUCCAGUGUGCGAGGCCAGCAGCACCCCAACCCUGCAGCUUGUGGGCAGCCCCCCCACAGGACGUGUUCCCUGCAGCCCACGCCGCCCUGCCUGGGGCUGAAGGCAGCCCUGGCACAGCGGCAGCACCGCACGCCCAUCCCACGCCGGGGGAUCAGCCACGGGCAGCAGCACAACAGCAGCGGCUCUGGGGAGAGCUAUCUCACGGAGCACAGCGGGUACCUGGCGGACGGGCCAGGCAGUGACUCCAGCUCAGGGCCCUGCCACGGUUCUUCCAGCGACUCCAUGUUGAACUGCACAGACAUCAGCCUGCAGGGCAUCCAUGGCAGCUGCUCCACUUUCCGCAGCUCCCUCAGCAGCGACUAUGACCCCUUUGUGUACUGCAGCUCAGAUGGGCCCACCGCGGACAACGGGCCGGAGCGGCAGCGGGCGCUGAGGGAGACACGACCCAGGUCCUUGGACCUGAUGGUGCCCGGCGGUGCCGCUCCAGCCAAGGCCCAGGUGCUCAGCCACAUCCACUACCACCACCACCAGCACCACCACUACAGGAGGGAUGUGGAUUGCCCACCCGGUCGGGCUGGCCCGGGCCCUGGGCAGCGCAAGUCCCGAUACUCUGGGUCUAAGGUUGGCUUUCACAGUGCUCGGACACAAAAGAGGGCUGAGAAGAGCCAUCACUGCCAGCAGCCCCUGGAAAGCAGGACAGAGUUGCAGGAGGCUCCUCCAGUGGGACAGCCAACCUGUCCCCAGCAGGGCCGGGAGCCCCCGCAUGCCCCCUCCGCUUCUCCCAGCAGGUUGGACUUCGGUGUAGAUGCCAACAGACAUUCAGGAGCAGCAGGCACGUCCCCUGUGCUGCUGCCCCAGAGACACAGCUUACAGAGCCGACACCACCGAAGGAAAAGAAAGUGUCCCCUGGAGCUCGACCCCGCUCUCCUGCCUGAGGACUCAGCCUUGCUCAAAGCCUGUGAUGCUCACAUUCCUCACAGCCACCCUGCUGGUCACCACUGCUCACCUGAGGUCCAACCCCUGAUUCCAAGCUCUCCCUUGCCCUGCAGCACGGGGUCUCGGCCGCUUUGGAAAUGUUUGGUGCCUCAAUCCAGCUCAGAGCUGAAAAAGCAGGAGGAGGGGAUGUCAGGACGGGAGGGAAACUGCGCGGUUCCUGCUGGUUUCUCAGGAACAGGCGCCCCAAGGCACAGCCUCCACCUGCACUGCCCGGCUCAGCAGUGUGGGCACGGAUCUGAAGAGGAGGUCCAGGAUGUCUGCGAACACUCAGUUUAACAAGACACUGGUGGCUCAUUUGUUUAUGGGAGAGCUGGAGUGGACAAAGAUGUUCAGCAAUCCAGCCGGAGCGGAGCUCACACCGCAGUGUCUGCACGUGUUGACCAGUCCUCAGCUGCACGGCCCAGCCGCGGUCAGACCGCACAUAAGCAAUGUGAUGCUUGUGGUCUCCUCAACAUUUCCACAUUGCAAUGGUCACAAAAACACAGAGCUGUGUUCUCCAGGUCCUCUUCUCCUGUGAAGGCACAGGCAGUUCACCUUCAUCCUGAGGCGUCCAUCUGCGUGGGCUGGCUCAAUCAGGGACCAGUCCUGGGAGUCCCCAGCUGGAGAGCUCACAGAGUGAGUGCAAGCUGCUAUUCUGGCAUCUUCGUGCCACAGAAGGGUUUGAGAAACACUUCAGAAAUAAACAAGCCUUCAAGAGCAAAAGCUGCAGGAAUGGCUUCCUGUGGCCUGGUAGCUCCCGACUUCAUUUCCACUCUUAGGUCAAAAGCCGGACUUCUUUGUUUAACUUUCCCACUCUUAUUUCAGAUACAGGAGCAGGGUGUCCUCCAUCCCAGCACUCACAGGUCCACCCUGGAAGAUGCUUCUUCCAACUCCAUAGGAAACCGACGUCUCUCACCACUUUUGGCCACUUCAUUGUCCCUCAGCUGAAGGCAGCUCAGCCACGUGCUGCAUUUUGCCAGCAGUGGAGAUGAAGACCCAGAGACAAUGCAGUCCUUGAUUUCACGUGGCUGCUGCUUGUCACCCCACGUAACAAAACCAGUCCCAGUAAAAGUGUGUGUAAUAACUGCAGAGCAGAGCCCCAUCUAUCAGCCAGCCUUAUCUUUGUACUUCUGUGAGACACCUGGGAUGCCACUGGCUCUUGUUUCCUAUGUCUCCUAAUUUGGUGACAUUCAAGUAAAAUAAAAUCUGGCAAAUUCACACCACGAUACCCAAACAGCUUUUAUACAGCGAGGAUUUAGACUGGAGUUCACUGCCUUAACUGAUCAUCCAGGCCAAAGAAUUAGCCAGGAUUCCGUGUUUAUAGGGCACCAAAACUAUCUCAGGUUUUCAGAGUUAAUAAAGCCUUGGGAAGGGCAGGUCAUUAGAGCUGAAGGCAACUGCUGACAGAAACCUUCUCAGGCUCCUUGUCUGUCCUACAAAGCAAGCAGAAGGCACAAGUCCAGAUGUUUUCUCCCUUGCGGGAAAGCCAGUCUUGAAGAGAAGAAAGAAAGCCAGGAAUGGGUCCAGAUUCCCCCUGUUCAAAUUCUUGUGUACGUGGCACAUGGCUCGUCUCAACCAGCCCCUGCAUCUUCAACCAUCCCAGAGGGCUCAGAUGACUUCACAGACGGGGGUGAUGAAGUCAGGGUUGCUCCCACUGGUUUCUUUAGGGAAGGAAGGCUGAGAGCCUCCAGGGACGCGUUUCACUGCCUCAAAGGAACAAGUGCCUGGUUUGCAGUCUGAAAGUACUCAUUUCCCUCCUAGUCCUAACAAAAAGGAGGACUGAAUCUCAGCAAGCCCCAGAGCUCCUUGGAGAAAGUGGUCAGUACUAACAAACCCUCUCCACUCCCCACUGCAGUAUUACUGGGCUGUGCAGGGCAAUGCCCACCUUCAAGUGUUUUCAUUUCCUGAUUUUUAUGCUGCUGCUACUUUUCAUUCAGAAAACAGACAUCUCCAAUGCUGGGCCCUCUCGGUGGGGUUUGCUGAGCUGAAUGUGCAGGUUGUGCAGCUGGGUUCUCAGGUGGGAUGAGAAGGAGGAACUCUGCAGGAGGGUGGUUUGUGGAAUGCUAUCCUGUGGAUGGACUGAAAUCCUCAGCCACCUCAAAGGGAAGCGAUGUCUGAGCAGGUGGGAAAUGGCUCCUCUCUGUUCCUGCACCUCUCGCUUCAGGGCGAUGCCUUUGAGUGGUCAGUGCCCCUGGGCUGGGCACCACGCGUCCUCAGCACCACCGCAGUGAAACAGCAUCUGUUCUCCUUUAUCGAGUCCAGAGACCCAGCUGAAAACUGAUGGAAGCCGGAGCGUCCCAACCUCACUCUGCCCACAACCAAACCAUCAGACCCUCCCCAGGGACCACUUUCUUCCCAGGACCUUCAGCCCCACCAUUAUAGUGCCUGUGGGUGGUGCCUGGGCCAGCUGGACCAAUUCUGCACGGAGCCUCUGCUCCUUUUUAAAGUUCAGAUCCUUCUAAAUGUGAAUACAAGUUCGUUUUUUGUUUUGUUUUGCUGAGUCUGUCCUGGCCUUGGGAAUAAAUUAUCAACCGAAAAUGGAAGAAUAGGUUUUAUAUAUGUGCAGAACUGUGUAUUUAUGUGUGAUACAAACGAAGAUGUGUGAAUAUGCUGAUGUGCUCAGAAAUAUAUUUAUUUACUAAUAUAUUUAUCCACGUA